UUUCCCUUUAUUAAGCUCUCCAAACUUAGAUAAAAAGACUUGCUUGCUUCUUGUUUCUUGGAUUAUAUAUUGUGUCUCCUGCAUCUCCUCAUAAUGGAGCAGGCACGGUGUUGGCUGUGGACUAAGAGGGGACAUAGUUUGAGUUCCAAUCCUCAAGCUGCUUAUGGAGAUUCAUGGGAAGAGAAAGCUUUUGCAGAGGAUGCAGCAGGGCCGCUUGGAGGAUGCAUCUGGCCUCCGAGGUCUUAUUCUUGCAGUUUCUGUAGGAGGGAGUUUAGAUCAGCUCAAGCUCUGGGGGGUCACAUGAAUGUCCACAGAAGGGACAGAGCUAGGUUAAAGCAAACCCCAAGUCCCCAAUCUGAAAUUCUUCAACAAAAUCUUCAAGAUCAUAGGAAUCAUCUCACCCCAAAUCCAUUUGCAUCUUCGGGGUUUCAUCAGCACCCAUACUCUCAGGUCUGUAACUUGGUUUAUAACCCUAACCCUAAUUCUGAAUCCUCACCUUCUAGGAUUGCCGCAGCUUCUUUAUCUAUUAAAGAUAAUAGCUCCUAUCAACAGACCUUGAUUCCUUCUUUUUCUUCAACAAUUCUCCAAGAACACCAAAAGAAGUCAUCCCCUCCUCCUCCUAAAUCAUGGUCAAACUUGGUUGCUGACAGAUAUGACCAUUUCUCUGAUCUGAUGAAGAGCGAAGGUGAGAAGGAUUUGAGAAUAGUAGAAUCAGGAUGUAAGACAGAUUAUGUCCGAACUAAUUUAUCUGUAAGCUUGAAUCUUGUUCUACGACAAACAUGCUCAACCCAGUCUGGUGGUGAUGAGGAGGAGAUUGUUGACUGUAAGAGAAGGAGAACUGAUGCAUUUUCAUUACCUUUCUUCCUGAAGCCUAUUUCACUUGAUAAGCACCAACUCCAAUCAGAGGUGAUUGAUCUGAGCCCUAGCUCAAGUGAUGAAUUGGAUCUUGAACUCAGGCUGGGCGGUUGCUGUCCCAAGGUAGAAUAAUUUCUGCAGCCAUGAGAAAGAAAGAUGCAGAGGAAUUCUAGAGCUAGCAGAUCAACAGAGGGAAAGUGAGAUUGUUUUGCUUUGGCAUUUUCGAAGUUCUACAUCUGUGUAAGAGGGGGUUUAAGGGGGGAUUGGUUGGGGUUUGUCUUCAUUAGGGUUUGUGAGUUGGAUAGGCAGUGGCAGAAGUGCACAUGGGGAUCAAAUGUCUGUUUCCUUGUUCCUAUUUUAAGGAGGUAAUAUAGAAUUGUAUGAGGG
Messenger RNA from Rubroshorea leprosula, 1242 nucleotides. Lineage: Eukaryota; Viridiplantae; Streptophyta; Magnoliopsida; Malvales; Dipterocarpaceae. The record is from the annotation of a GenBank genome assembly.